GCUCCGGCUGGAGCUGUGCACGACUUGUCAGCGAGCGGCCUGAAGUUUGGAUGCAGCGGACGCUGGGAGUUUACGAGACGCUUUGUUGACAUCGGGCCAGAAGAAGCGGAAGAAGGAAGGGUCGCUGCGUGUGUCGCCCGCCCGUACAGCAGCCCCUCCCGAAUGGCCUUCUGUCGUCCCUCCGGCGUCAGGCCGGGCCUCUACUGAUCCUCCGGAAGGGGGCAGCAGUUCGGACCCCAUGACAGGCUGAGCCGCUCCGGUCCCGCAGGGACUGUACAAGCCAAGGCACCUCGGACUUUUCCCCACUUCUCGUAGUCAGAGCUGAGGCCUGCGACAUGGCUGCGUCCCAGGCCUCCAGCGGCUCCAACCCGAGGAAGUUCAGCGAGAAGAUCGCUCUGCACAAUCAGAAGCAGGCCGAGGAGACCCGGGCCUUCGACGAGCUCAUGACCGACCUGACAGUGUCCCGGGUCCAGUUCCAGAAGCUGCAGCAGUUGCGAAUUGCACAAUCCCGGGCUCAGUACUACGGCGGCUCAUUGCCAAAUGUGAACCAGAUGAGCAGCAGUAUGUCUGAUUUCCAGGCUUCUUUUCAACAAGUGGAUAAUAUACGAGGUAUGAGGCACCAUGGGUUGGUGGAAAGGGUUUCGCGGAAUCGCCUGCAUUCCCCUCUACACAGACCCGUAGAGAAGCAUGGACGUCAAUGUGACAGCUCUCCGUAUGGAUCGGUUUAUCUCUCCCCUCCGCCUGAUAAUAACUGGAGAAGGCAGCAUGCUACCUGGAGUGAAGAGAAACGGCCAGGAUUUAGACUAUUGUCUGCUCUCAACAGAACGAACUCUGACUCUGCACUUCACACGAGUGCCUCGAGUACCAAAACUCAAGAUCCGUUUGUAUGUGGAAACCAACCUGCAGCACGCGCCCCCAGACAUCCUCAGCGCAACACAAGUUUACACGACGGGGAAAUAGACAACUUUGUAGAAGUUUUUUCAUUUCCAAAUGCGUUGACAGAAGAGAACAUGCUGAAUGUUUCCAAGCCACUGCCCAAACAGCUAUGGGAAGCCAAAAAGGUCCAGUCCAUGACAUCUCGUCCUCGAUCCUGUGAAGUUCCAGGCAUCAAAGUUUAUCCAUCUUCAGAUCCCAAUGCCGGCCUCUCGCAUUUCCAGGGGAACCUCAAUACUGGUGGAUCACUACCAGAUCUUACAAAUCUGCAUUUCCCCUCUCCUCUGCCCACACCGUUGGACCCAGAUGAAACUACGUAUGCCAGUAUGGGUGCGGAGAAUAGCACAGGGGGGCUCCCUGCUGCUAUGACACAUCUGGGCAUUAGUGGCUCUCCAGAUCACUGGAACUCCUAUGGAGUUUGUGUCACAAGAACGAGAGGUUUGCAGAACACUCGUAGCAAUCCAUCUAUUCAGGCAACACUGAACAAUAGCUCUAUGGCUUCUCCUGUAAACAACCACGGACCUCCAGCUGGCCGCUCUAACCCAUCACUUCACCCCUCUCUUCGCCUGGCAUCCCUCAGCAACCCUUCUCUCUCAACGGCUGCGCUUGGCAGUUCCCCAAGGCGGAGACACACUCCUGUUAGCCCACUGACCUUAACCCCAGGCAGUGAGUCAAAUAGGAGCAUAAGUGGACAGUUUUCACCCACCAGCCCAAUGAAUAUACCAACUAAUUCACAGGGUAUGUCUCUAGGGUAUGACAGGAAUCCACUCUCUCUUCCUCCAUUAGAACCUCCUCCACCUUAUCCUUUAUACCAAGAGCAAUCCCAACACCCAUUUCAACACACAGCGCAACAUAUGCAUGAAUCUAUGGAGUCUCCAAACUUUCAGCCUCCCUCACCUGUACCUUGUCCUCAUUUGGACUUAAAUUUGGCGAAUAGCACCCUAAGCGGUUUCUUCUCUGACCCUAUCUUCGAUCAGCAACAGUCCAUGAGACAGGGGAAAUGUCUGUGGCAACAGCAAGAACCAUAUGAUAUGUACGGGAGUCCCAGCAGUUCCCUUCCCAACAAUAAUUUCUUCGAUCCAAACAUGAACCUUCAGUAUUCCCAGGCAGCCAUGAUGGGACUAGGAGGGAGUCAUGGAAAUCUUCAAGAUCCUUUCCAGCUGAGGACAAGCUACUUGUAUUCCAAUUGCAGUGGGAGUGUUCCAAACAUUAUCCUUACAGAUGACUCGAGCAACAGCUUAUCGAAGGACAUUGGCAGUGCAGUUGCAGGAGUUUCCGAGCUGGGCUUUGAUACAGAUAAUACAUUUCAGUUGGAUGAUGAGCUGAAACUUGGACCUUUGAGCUUGGAUAAUCUGAGUAUGUUAAGUGACAAUGAAAUGGUCCUGCCUGACCCCACCAUAGAGGACACCUUCCGUUCUGACAAGCUGUGAUUCAGACUUCUUUUGGAACGUUGACUGCUGCAGUCGUUUCAUAGAAGAACAGAGAAGAAAACCUGUUCUGGCGGCAACUGAGAACAAAUGGCUUUGUUCCAGGCCUGUUCACUAUUUUAUGGAUACUAAGCAGUUGUAGUUACUUAAGGGUCUUUGACUUUUGAAUGUCUGGUCAGGUAGAAAUACUAAGAUACUGCUUGAAACCAAGCCAGUAAUUGACGUCUUGUAGAUAAGCACACAAGAUUCUCUGUGAAAAUGUCCUUGUAGAAGAACUGCCUUCCUACAUUUUUUAUGGUGAUGCACCAUUGCCUUACAUUUUUCUACCCUUUCACACUUGCAGCCGUUGUCAGAACUUAUUUGAAUCUGCUCAAAUUACGAAGGAUUAAGACUAAAAAAAGACUAACUAAUACAAAGAAAAAAAACUUUCUGAAUGGUUAAAACCCAGUGAUACAAAGUCAGACUUUGCUGGGGAUUCCAUAUUGUACAGUCUGGAACCACUGACCUCAAGACUUGCUGAUGGAUAUUUGUCAGGUUUAAAAGUCCAUUCUGCUUUGAACUUUUGCCAAAUUUAAGUAAGAUCUGGUAUAAAAGUAUAACAAAUCAUUAUAUAAUGUAGUGAGGUAAUACUGCAAUAGUGCCUUAGUCCUAGACACUUUCUCAGAAUUUAUGUAUCCAAUCGCUUUACACAGACGGUGAAACUUUGUUAGUUUUUCCACCGAUCAACUGUUUGGAAGUACCAAUUCAGAAAAUGUGCUCCAAAACUGCAUAGCUUUGUCUAUUGUGUCGUGGACAGAGCUGGUAACUAGCGAUGCUCCCAUUGAAGUUAAUACUGCAGUAAUCUGCUCAAUCCACUACUCAGUAGACGCAGAUGUCUAAUUACGACGCCUGUUUUCUGUGCCGGAGCUACUGCCAAACAGCUGAUCGACGGUGCUGGGUGUCAGACACCUGCCAAACUGAUGACCUCUCCUGGGGAUAAGUCAUCAAUUGUUAAAGCCUGGAGAACCCCUUUAAAAAUGAUAUAUACAUUCAUGUAUAUAAAUUCAUUGAUUUUAUACAAUCUCACUGAUUAAAGGGGCUGUCUCACUAAUGCAGGGGAAAUGUAGUAUUACAUGGCAGGCUUGCAAAUUCAUGGGUCGUCUACAUUGUCUUGAGCAAGAGAUGCCCUUAUCUAGCAGCUCUGUACUCUGGUGUUUAAAUAGGUGCCCCGUUCAAGUAUCACAGCAGGUGCCUGUUGACUCCCCGCUAAAUGAUGUUCAUGUAGUUCAUCUAACAGCUCUUUAUUUAGGAAUAUCAUCUUUUGUCCCACAGAGUCGUUUCCUCUUGAUUGCUUGUUCCCUUUGCCACCAUUUCUGGUUCUAACCCCUGUAGGACUACCAUAAGACGAUCCUGAGAUUACUAAGGAUGCUCCUCGUUCUGCUCCCUACUCGGGAACUUCAAACACAAGUGGUAUAGUGUAAAAUCACUACCACUUCUUCAUUAUACCUCAAGCUCAUGAAUAACAACAUGCAGUUCGUCAUGUUCCAGCCAAACCCUGGAUUUUGCCCUUACAGCUUCUUCUGGGUCAUACUCUUUUAGAAGUGAUUGUCCCAUUGUGUUCCAGAGUGCUUUUAUGAGAAGAAUCCUUGAUCUCAGGAUGGUCUUCUGGUUGCCCUGCAGGGAUGAGCAGCACUAUUGGUAGGAGUUGGGCACAAGCAACUAGGAGGAACAUACUGUGUGAAACAAAGAUAUAUCUAAAGAAGGAGCUGUUUGAUGAAAUAAUAUGUGAACGUUGUUGAGCGGUGAGGUGACAUGAUGUGGUUUAUUUUAAAUGGGGGGUACUGAGCAUCCAUAAGAAAUGCAUACACCCCGUGAGUCUAAUAGAUACUGAAAAAUAAUCCUAACAGAAUUGGUACAGUGACAUCAGGUUAAAUGCCAAAGAAUUGAUUGGGGUCUGCCAUGAUUGUUCGCUUUAAACAAAAUCAUGUCAAAAUGUGGAACAAAUGCUAGUGUGAACACAGUCCACAGGCUACCGGUACUGAACUUCUUAUUUUAGCAUGAACUGUUAGAUAAUUAUCAAGAACAGGAAUAGUAUGAUUCUUUAGGGUUACUCUUAUAGUAGAUUCUGUAUUUUUUUGGGAUGCCUUUACGUGCCGUAAAGAUUUUGGUGCAAAAAUUUCUGCAACUGAGUCAAUCCGUUCCAUUCAUCUGAAUGGGGGAUUCAGAAAUCCAUAUGCUUGCUGCCAAACAACUCCAUCUAAAUGUCUAGAACUCAUUUUUGUCACAGAAACUUCUGAAACAAAAUCUGUCAUGUAUUUAGGCACUCUUGGUAUCAAAACCUUUUCGUUUGGGUUCGGCCUAUUUCACACGAGCCAUCUUUCCAUCUGCAUGUGGUCCGUUUUUAUAACAGACAGCAUCCGGACUGAACCCUGACCCAGGGUAUGUGCACAUGAGCAUAGAUUUUCACUAACCAUCUGUCCGUUCAGGAAAAAUCGCAGCGUGUUCCAUCUUCAUCAGUUUUUUUACGCAAGCCUGGUCCAUUAAAGUCCAGUGGAUCAGUGAACAAAAAAGCUGAAGCACACUGAAGGACUUUCCGUUUUUUGCUGAUCGUUGCUGGAGAUGCUGAGUGAUAUUCUUCAGUUUUUCUUCAAGUACAUGAAAACCGCAUCAAAAAUUGAUUGCAUCCACGUGUAAAAAAACACAUGAACUUAGCAGAGUUGCAGACUGAGCAAACUGAGCGGAAAACGUCCCUAUAGCUUGUGUGAAAUAAGCCUGAAGUUGAUUACAGUUGAUGGUGCAUUCAAUAGAAAAUUGUUGGACACUUUUUGAUCUUUUCUUACAGCCAUAAUCUGAAUUGGAUACAUAAAUGUGGAUAAGUAUGAACUGGUUUCUAGAUAUUGAUGAGCUAUCCUUUGUUUUCAGCAGCCACCAGCGCCAAAAACAACACUGUCAAUAAAGCCAGAGGCAGAAGGCUCCGACCACUCUGUAGUCAUCUCACCUCCCCUUCAGUAAGCCCUCUGCUCCUGGCUCUGUCCAUGGUUUUGUUUCAAACACCAGCGGCUGCCAUAAAGACCUUUUCAGUGGGCAAUUCCACUGAUCUGAUAUUGAUGACCUAUCCUGAAGAUAGGUCAUCAAUAUCUUGAAACUAGAAAACCCCUUUUAACUCUACAAGAAAAGAAAAAAAACACUUUCGGGUCCAUUCACAUGUCCGCAAGUGUUUUCCAGUCCUCAAAUUAUGGACCGCACAUGACCAGCACUAUGAUAGAAAUGCCUAUUCUUGUCCGAGGCUGCGGACAAGAAUAGGACAUGCUCCAUCUUUUUUGCGGGGAACUACAGAUGCGGGGACAGUACACGGUGUGCUGUCCACAUCUUUUGCAAUCCCUUUGAAAUGAAUGGGUCCGCACCCAUUCAGCAAAAUUGCGGAACGAAUGUGGGCCCAUUUAUGCGGACGUGUGAAUGGGCACUUAUAUGAACAAGGCUUAAAGGUUACCGUACUUUUUAUUGCACCAUUAGUUAUAAUCGAGCUGAUCAUAGUAUUCAGUUAUGGCACCUACCAAAAAAUCAGUUAUCACAGUGUAAUUCGUAUUUAAACCGCUCUCAUGAGUGCCUGCAUCUUACUGAAAAGGACAUGAAGGCAUAGCAUCUUGAGCACAUUUGGCAGGCAGCUGUUUUCAUUUAGCAUUACUGACUGGCUUGACAAAUGCAGACUGACAGUCCGCUUCUCACUAGGCCCCGCCGUCAUGUCCUUUUCAGUGGGAUGCAGGCCCUCAUGACAGUAGUGUUUUAAGGGUACGUUUAAACUGCCAAAACUCCAGCCAGUCUUCUCCCUGCACCCUCAGCGGAGGGCAGUAGGAAAACCUUUGCCUACCUUUUCUGAGUUCUUGGUGAAAGGUAAAUUGGGCGAAAAUCUCCAUGUCAAUGCACCCUGAAUGGUUCUGAAAUCUUCAUAGUCUUAACAGGGGCUUUUCUGUUAUGGUUUAUUGGCUGCAUUAUUGUAUAUAAAAUGUAUUAGGUACUAAGACAUGAGCAGAAGUAAAUUUUCAUUUAUACAGAAAUAUGAGAGUAUAUCCAAGCAAACAGUAUCGAGUAAGAUUAAGACAAUCGUGAUACAAGGCCACCUGCCAUGUUGGUGAACCCAGCGAAGCUGUAGGGUGUGACCAACCACCACCGGUAGGUCAUUGCUGGGACCAAGGAGUCCACUUACAAUAGACUGAAGCUGCCUUUGGCUUAAGUGCUGUGGCUUUUUCAUCUUCAGAUACAUAAUCAAUACAACAAACAAAAACACAUCUUACCAACCAGUGACAAAGCCAAGUAGAAUUUUUAUUUAAAAUAAAUGAAUAUAACUUAAUAUAUUUGUAACUUAAAAACAGCCAUAUGAGAAGACGUGACUUUAUAGGAGUCAACAAAAUGCCUACCAGAUUUAUAACUAAAUUAGCGAUGUGCCGUGUAGGAGUUAGUUGCCCCAGCCUCUCAGGUUUGGUAUUCUUAGCGUAGUUUCUACAAUUCCCAUUUUCUGAUGUCCCUAGUGCCUUAGGUAAAACUGUGUAGAUGUGUUCAUAUUGCACAUUGUGCCCUUUGCCAUAGUGAGAUUUGGCUGCUGAAAUGAUGUUUUUCAGCACUUGCACUGACCGUUUUUUUAAAGUUCUGAAUGCUGACCCAUUUGCCACCAUAUACAGACUUGGUUCAAUUCCUCCUAUUAUAUAGUCCCCACAGGUGGGUCGAUGCAUACAAUGUGUUUCUUGAUUAAACAAAGGGUCCUUUUACACGGGCUGAUGAUCCCGACCAUUGCCCCCAUAUAAACAGUUGUUAACAGCACAUCAUCUUGUUUAAGAAGGGGCAUGCUGCCAACACGAUCGCAUGAACGAGCCAGCGAUUGCUCCGUGCCAGUGGAGCUAACCGUGCGCGGUUUAACAUGCCGUAUCAUUGAUCAGUGCCCAUUUCUGGGAAGAAAAUCUUUCCAUGUAAAAGGACCCAAAGUCACUGCUCAAAUACUUAUAAUGCAGUAUACAGUAAGGGCUAUACCACCCUCAGGACAGGUUCUUGUGACUCUUUAAUAAGAGCCUUGUGGUUCAGCUUUUUAUCUUAAGCUUUGGGUGUUGCCAAAAUUAUUUUCAAAGAUAUGCAAGACAGCUCCCAAGCCUGAAGACAGUGGAUUACACAUGGAAGCCACCCAGGCUUUAAGGGAAUCCCUUACAGACAUUGGGAUGUUAACAAAAAACUGCGUUCUCCUUGCAGAGGUGGUGGGGUGGGAAUGCUCAUUUAUAAUGUACAAGUCUUAUUUGCAGAAGUUUGUAGAUACAACACCGACCCCACUGUCUAUAAAGCGCUGUAUUAAUACAGGGGGCAUGCAUGCUAUGUCUAUUAGAUGUAGGGCAUCGUUGGAGGGGAGGGGGUUUAAAAUGAGAUAUAUAUGUUUUAUGUGUGCUUGUAGGAUACAAAACUUCUACUGCCAACCAGAUUUUAACUAGUGGUUCUCUGUGUUUUAUUCUGCUUUUAUAUUGUUUUUAUCAUGUGAAGUAGAUUGUCCAAGGGGGCAUACGUCUUGGCAUUUUCUCUAUGCUACUUACUUUUAUAUGGUAAGUCCGUUUUCAGACACUUUCCAUGUGCAAGAUGGCCCUUUUAAGAAGAGGACCAAGAACAAAACUGGUCAACAUCUGGGUAAAAGGGAUUUCCGGUUUCUAGAUUAAGCCUUUCCUUCUCGGAAGCUUGGCAUUUAGACUUUAUGACGAGAAAACGUGCACUUAUCAGAGGUGUUUUUAAAAGAGAUGUUUUAUUGUAGAGAUUUUGUAUUGUAAUUAAGAUGGUUUAGUCUUUCAAUAUAUCCUAUUGCAGUAAUUUAUCUUUAAAUAAAGUACAUUUCUGUUAGUCGUUGAUAGAAGACCUGUCCACAGUCUAGCAAUGAUUUUAUUCAUUCUUAGUCCGACAGCUAUUUAUGCAUAUGUUUUUCUUAUAUUUUUUUAAUGUUGACGUCAGGCAUUAACCAGCUCUUUACCAAAGGGAUUGAAGGGCUGGUUGUAAAUGAAUCGGUGAACCUUGUGCAGCGAUAACACAAGUGCAGGUUACAUCAUAUUUCAUACACGUUAACUGUCCUUGACAUUUUCCUGUUAUGACUGCUGCAUUGGGCUGUUUUGGCUUCCUAUUAAUUAACAUAAUAUAUUGGAUUCGUCCCAAA
This is a messenger RNA of Bufo bufo (common toad), 8511 nucleotides long. It is a transcript of the gene CRTC3, whose product is annotated as CREB regulated transcription coactivator 3. The record is from RefSeq and is a predicted model, not a curated record. Lineage: Eukaryota; Metazoa; Chordata; Amphibia; Anura; Bufonidae. The transcript has 16 exons. Gene Ontology annotation, molecular function: cAMP response element binding protein binding. Gene Ontology annotation, cellular component: cytoplasm; nucleus. Bases 336 to 2363 code for a protein of 675 amino acids. Gene Ontology annotation, biological process: protein homotetramerization; positive regulation of transcription by RNA polymerase II.